UGAUCUUACAGCAGCAGAUUUUUUUGGACCAAUUCUUAAAUGGAAGAGAGAAGUGUCAUACAUUUUGUUCAUAAUAUAGUGCUGGUCAAAAUAUGUUAAGUUGAAUCCUAUCAAAAGAGCAAAUGCACAGAUGGUUAUACACUGUUUGUAACAGUACUUUUUGGAGUUGGGAAAACCAAAUCAAUUUCUCACAGAUAAUGGACCACAAUUUGUCAGUAAUGUAUUUAAAGAAUUUCUAGCUUGGGAAGAUAUUCGUCAAGUAUUAAUAUCCAACUAUAGCCCGUCCUCUAAUCCAUGUGAAAGAGCUGUGAAAGAAAUUGGGAAAUUAUGCCGCACCUACUGCCAUGAAAAACAUACUUUAUGGGCAACAAAAAUUAAAGACUUUGAACUUUUUUUAAAUGAAUUACGACAUUUAUCAACUGAAUUAACAGCUUUGGAUGUAAUAGGCAAACCCUUUGUAGGAUAACCCCUCAUUAAAUGUUUUACUUGGCCUGGACAUCUUACUCUUUACUACGAACUGAAUCAGGAAAUAGUUUCUAGAAAUUUAGUUGAAAAGGCUCAACAAAGAGUGAGUAAGCAUAAUGAGAAAGCUGUAGAACUGCAGUACAAGGUUGAUGACCUAGUCCUUGUAAAACAGCAUCUUCAGAGCUCUACCCUGAAGAAAGAGAGAAACAAGUUUUUCCAAGAGUAUGAAGGACCACACCGGGUUCAAAUGGUUAUCCAUCCCAAGAUAUUAUUUUUAGUGGAUCCUACAACUGGGUCAGAAAAAGGAAAGUACAGUCUAAAGGACACAAGAAGAUGGCACACUUUGGUGCCAGCAAAAUUGGCUCAGACACAAUGGUUACCUGACACCUCCACAGCCAGCAUCAUCUGCAGCAGACCCACCAAUGUGCACCUCAGAAACAGCGGGUCUCAGUGCCAAAACGUGACAGACAGGGUGAGAAACAAGAGGCCUCACUUUAACCAGGACAGUGCACACCAUAUGCACUGGUCAGAGUAUCCAGAUGAUACCGUCACCCACACAGAUGGCAUGACACGGGGCAUCACCAUAGAGAGUGACACAAUACUAGCUUUGCCUGACUUCCAGUCACUUGUUCUGUACCACCUUGCCAUCUUCAUCAUUGACUGGUACUGUGCUGGCCCUAAGGGCCUCUCUUGUAGAAUAGGAUACAACAUUUGGCUGUAAGAUUGACAUCAAAAGUGAAUCUGAGGGUAUAGUACUCACUGAGAUUCAGUUCAAUUUUGUUAGUGUCUAGAUGAAAUGUGAAUAACCCCAUUACAAAAUAAUUAUAAAAUCAGUACUGACUCUUUCCUUUCUUUUCUUGUACUCACCAUACUGUAAACCACUGCAACCAUUGAAACACUCUAGCCUUCAUAUGGUUCUCUUACUUGGUUUAGGGUUAAUUUCUGUGCUGUAUGUCUGUGUGCCAUGCAUCAGACAGCAGUAAUGUUAUCUUUCCUUAUUUUUGUUUAUGGUUCCCAGCUCAAAUUUUCUAUUAUUGUAGUAUGAAUUUUUAAUUGUUUUAUUGGUAUACAUCUAAUCACAUAAAGUUUUGCAAAUAUUGUAUCUUAACAUGUUUUUUUUUAUUUUGCAGAGAAAACAUCAGAAACAGGAAAAAUAGAGGAUUUGGAUCGGGGAGCAGUUCCUAUGAAAUAUGACAACAUUGAAAGUGGCAUUGCCUCAGCAAAUCUCCAAGAAGCAGUCUAUAUUGCCACUCCAAUGCGUGUUUCUCUGGGACAGAGACAAGAUAUCAGUCCUUAUGCAACAUUCUGUGUCCCUGUUCUGGGAGAUGCAGAUCAUUUGGAUGCUAUAGACAAUGUUGAAUCACACAGGACUUCCAGCUGCCUCCAGUACAGUGAAAAGCCACAUCAUUCAUCAACAUUUGGAAGCUGUCCUGAAUCACCAUAUCCAAAGAUACACAAGAAACCUCAUUAUGAGAAUGAAACAUCUGAUUGGAUUCCACUACACAACCUGUAUCAGGCUCACAGGUAUUGACUUCCAGAAGCUUAUGUGUACAAAGCUGAAUCCACAGUUACUUGGAAAAUUAUUUGCAGAAUUGUAACCAGUUGAAGGACAAUGUUAAAAGAACAUUUUUAAUGAACUUUACAACUUAAGUGCCUUUGAAUCAGUGAUUGUUCACAAGUUAAAAAAAAUAUUUUUGAUGUUUCUCCCUGUCCUCAGGUAACUGAUUAAAAUAUUUUUUGGAACUAAUACUGUAUUAUGAAUAUUUAAGUCUGAC
Molecule: messenger RNA, 2240 nt
Organism: Schistocerca piceifrons (Central American locust)
Lineage: Eukaryota; Metazoa; Arthropoda; Insecta; Orthoptera; Acrididae
Exons: 2
Coding region: 1649-1996 (115 amino acids)
Source: RefSeq, a predicted model, not a curated record